AUGUAUUCCCAAGGGCUUGCCGGUGGCGGUGCGACCGCACAAGCGGGCGCAGCUGGAACACCCCCUAUCAAGACGAACAUGCAGCCGCCUGCGAACUUCUGGGAGGGUAACAACUUCCGGAUUGGCGCUCCGGGCCUGCAAGAGACGCCUGUGACAGACCCAAGCCACCCGGCUAACCCUGCGCAGCCUCAGACACCCGCACAGCCUCAAUUGCCCACCCCACAGACUCCGCCUCCUCCGGCGUGGCAGUCUUACAUUGAUGGGCGCCCCGACAUUGUGAGCGCGUACAGUGAGCAGAACAUGGCGAGCAGCCCUCACCUUCUCGGUGGUGGUGGCCGCGGUGCUGACUUGGAUAGCAACGGUUCGAUUUCCCGCCCUGAAUACUAUCAGUGGCAUUACAACACAAUGGGCCCCGGUUCGGGCUCUCAAGCUGCGUCGAGCCCGCCCCCUAGUGGCCAGGCGCAGACGCCCGCGCCGUCUUUUCCAUCUGUCGGGGGUGGCGCGGGCGGUUCUGCGGGCCGUAAUCCAUUCAUCCCGUACAUGGGUGCGGGCAUGUCUAAUCCAUUCAUAGGGGCGAUGUAA
Messenger RNA from Saccostrea cuccullata (small rock oyster), 582 nucleotides. RefSeq lists its product as uncharacterized. Bases 1 to 582 code for a protein of 193 amino acids. The transcript has a single exon. NCBI's taxonomy places the organism in Eukaryota, Metazoa, Mollusca, Bivalvia, Ostreida, Ostreidae. The record is from RefSeq and is a predicted model, not a curated record.